Messenger RNA from Aspergillus caelatus, 2303 nucleotides. It is a transcript of the gene smp3, whose product is annotated as glycosylphosphatidylinositol-alpha 1,2 mannosyltransferase smp3. The transcript has 4 exons. Gene Ontology annotation, cellular component: endoplasmic reticulum membrane. The coding region runs from base 399 to 2018 and encodes 539 amino acids. Gene Ontology annotation, molecular function: alpha-1,2-mannosyltransferase activity. Gene Ontology annotation, biological process: GPI anchor biosynthetic process. The record is from RefSeq and is a predicted model, not a curated record. Lineage: Eukaryota; Fungi; Ascomycota; Eurotiomycetes; Eurotiales; Aspergillaceae.
CCUCAAUGUAUCUCAACCUCGACCCACUAUCAUUCGAUUCAUCGCCAGCUAAUUUAACCACUGUCCACUACAUUUACUAGUUAUUGUCUCCAUUAGUUCCUCUUAACGGCGGGCAGUGUCCCUCCCACCCAGUCAGAGGAAAUAGGCCCUGCACAUCAGCAACUUAGCCGGACCUAACGAACCCUCCUAAGAGCCCUGAACAAGCUUCCACUCCUUGAUUCUCUCCGAUAACCUUGUCUAUAUGCUAGACCGUGUCGUUCCUUGAAUAUUUGAGUUAUUCUAAUGUGGGAGAAAAGCAACAGCAUGUUCUUUUUCUAUAGUGAUUUUUGUUCUCCUUAUUUAUAAUUGUCCGUGUCUUAUCAUCAUCAUCACUAUUGCCACACUUAACCAUCGGAGCCAUGUGGAGACGAACAUAUUUGCUUUUACUGGUGAUCCGUGUUUACUUUGCCCUUUCCCCAAGCUACCUUCAUCCAGACGAGAACUUUCAGGGACCUGAAGUUUUUGCAGGUCGCGUCCUCUCCUACCCAUCCAAAUUACCAUGGGAAUUCACCGUCGAUAAACCGAUCCGCAGCGUCUUUCCGCUAUGGCCGACCUACGACGUGCCAAUAAGCCUUCUUAGAUGGUUCUAUGCCGAAACAGGGGCCCCGACACCCCCUCCUCCGCAGGUUAUCUACUAUGUACUGCGAGGGGUCAUGUUUCUCUUGAGUUUUGUGCUGGAGGACUGGGCUGUAUAUGAGUUAGUUCCUUUUGCGCGACACCGCCGAGCGACCGUGGUGCUGGUUGCGUCCUCGUACGUCACCUGGACAUAUCAGACGCACACCUUCUCCAACUCCCUUGAGACGUUGUUGGUUGCUUGGGGUCUGGUCUUGAUUCGUCGCAUUGUCGAGAAUAAGCGCCGCUCAUCCGUCUUCUCCUGUGCUGUCCUAGCCUUUAUUGCUGUUGCUGGCGUCUUUAAUCGAAUCACUUUUCCAGCUUUUCUUGUAAUCCCAGGACUUCAAUUAUUGCCUCAUUUUCGGCGCAAACCGGCCUCAUUAUUUUCCUUCGUCGGGUUCGGUAUAUUCUUCUUUGGAAUCGCUGUUCUUGUUGAUACGGCAUUCUAUAGGCCUUCUGCAACCUUGUGGGAUGCCCUUCACUCACCGAUAAUUACACCCGUCAACAAUUUACUUUAUAACUCUGAUAGUUCAAACUUGGCGCUUCAUGGACUUCACCCUCAUUAUCAACACCUUUUAGUCAACUUGCCGCAGCUCCUAGGGCCUGCAUAUGCUAUGAUGGCUAUAUCAUUGUGGGGCUUGCCAGCCAUCCCAAUCUGGCUGAAGAACGCGCGUGCUGUCUCCGCUUUAUCAGCAACUGUCAUAUUAUCGAUCUUCCCCCACCAAGAACCGCGCUUCUUAAUACCAUGUGUACCUCUUCUCCUCAGUUGCUUCCGUGUGAGCAAAUCGCGUUUGUUCCUGGCCACCUGGAUGAUAUUUAAUGCUACUCUGGGAUUUUUAAUGGGCAUUUAUCACCAAGGGGGGGUUGUACCUGCUCAGCUUGCAAUGCCCUCUAUCGUCUCAGCCAGCAGUGUUGAAUCAAGUGAUGCAUUUCCAGGAGAAAGCCCUGUUGUCUCUGCCACAGUCUUUUGGUGGAAAACCUACUCUCCCCCGCUAUGGUUACUAGGAACUACCGACAAUUCAUCCCUGAAUAUCGAAACUCGAGACUUAAUGGGCAUUCCCGGACCAGACUUGAUCGAGGAGCUGGAGAAACUACUCCCUUCCUGCAACAUUGCUGGAUCGAAGCAGGUUGACUCGGUAUUCGUGGUUGCGCCCAAGUCGGCUGCUUUUCUUGAUCAAUAUACCUUUUUACCGAGCUCGUCGUCGGUUAGCUCAGCUUUAGAGCUACACGAACAGUGGUCUUACAGGAAACAUAUCAACUUGGAUGAUUUAGAAUUUGGCACUGAAGGUGUCUAUUCAACAUUGAGGCGAGUGAUUGGUAGGCGCGGACUAGCCGUGUGGAGAGCUAAAAGGGCGGGGUGCAAUUGAAGCUGGAUCAUCUGAUGGUAUUAAUAUAUCAGAUUCUUGAUGAUGUAAAGUUAACAAAUUUCGCACCGUUACUCCUUUGUCUUCUUCUCGCCCCCUUGUUUCGAACAUUCUGGGUUAAGCAACCUCGAUGGUCAGCUUCUAGCUCUUCCUAAUCUCUUCUACAUUAUAUGCAACUCCCUCUAAUUUACCUAUAUACCCGCCGGUGCAGGUAAUAGGCAAGUGUAUCGUCUCAUAUUUCGAUCGUCUCAUAAUUGUUAUACCAAAACACUACACACGCAUUCUGGC